AAGCGAUGGCGGCGGCGGCCGGCCUGGCGGCUCCUUCGGGCCCGGGGACCCCGGUGGGCCCCGCAGCCAGGGACCUCUUCGCCGAAGGGCUCCUCGAGUUCCUGCGCCCGGCCGUGCGGCAGCUGGACACCCACGUCCAUGCGGUCAGGGAGAGUCAAGUGGAGCUACGAGAACACAUUGAUAGCCUUGCCACAGAGCUCUGCCGGAUCAAUGAGGAUCAAAAAGUAGCCCUCGACCUGGACCCUUACGUCAAGAAAUUGCUCAACGCCCGCCGGAGAGUCGUCCUGGUUAACAAUAUCUUGCAGAACGCACAGGAACGUCUGAGAAGACUCAACCACAGCGUGGCCAAGGAGACCGCCCGCAGGAAGGCCAUGCUCGAAGCGAGCGGGAGCUACCCACAAGGUUCCCCCAGCAAGUGAGGACCAAACGCGGGCGCU
Messenger RNA from Euleptes europaea (tarantolino), 437 nucleotides. It is a transcript of the gene SNAPIN, whose product is annotated as SNAP associated protein. Gene Ontology annotation, molecular function: SNARE binding. Lineage: Eukaryota; Metazoa; Chordata; Lepidosauria; Squamata; Sphaerodactylidae. Gene Ontology annotation, cellular component: BLOC-1 complex; synaptic vesicle; BORC complex. The record is from RefSeq and is a predicted model, not a curated record. Gene Ontology annotation, biological process: regulation of synaptic vesicle exocytosis; endosome to lysosome transport; intracellular protein transport. The transcript has 4 exons. Bases 6 to 419 code for a protein of 137 amino acids.